Rodentolepis nana is the source of this 2088-nucleotide messenger RNA. The record is from the annotation of a GenBank genome assembly. Lineage: Eukaryota; Metazoa; Platyhelminthes; Cestoda; Cyclophyllidea; Hymenolepididae.
AUGGCAACCAACACCACUCAAAAUGCUAGCCUUCCUCGCGCAUCGCUUUACGUGGGUGAUCUGCAUCCUGCCGUUACCGAUGCCAUGCUCUACGCUAUAUUCAACAGCGUCGGUAACGUUUUAAGUGCACGAGUAUGUCGGGAUGUUGCUGGUCAAUCUUCUUUGGGCUACGGCUACGUCAACUUCGAAAAUCCGAAAGAUGCUGAGCGCGCCCUUGAGCAACUUAUCUAUGACGAUCUCAUGGGUCGCCAAAUUCGUAUCAUGUGGUGUGUAAGGGAUCCUUCCCUGCGCAAAUCUGGAAAGGGCAAUAUAUUCAUUAAGAAUCUGGACAAAAAGAUAAACCAGAAGGAUUUGUACGAAACCUUCAAGCAUUUCGGCAAAAUAUUAUCAUGCAAGAUUGCCUUUGAUGAAGCGGGACAUUCCAAAGGCUACGGUUUUAUCCAUUUUGAAGAUGAGGAAUGUGCUAAAACAGCUAUCAACAAUAUUAACGGAAAAAUGAUCAACGAGCGGAUUGUGUAUGUGGGACCGUUCAUUCCUAAAAGCCAACGCAAAGUAUCCGCUGGCAAGCCAAAGUUCAACAAUUGCUACGUUAAGAACUUUAGUCUCGAUCUGGAUGACGAAGAUUUAAAAAAGUUGUUUUUGGAAUUUGGCGAAAUAAAGAGUGCUUGCGUUAUGAAGGAUGAACUAGGGAAGUCAAAAGGCUUCGGAUUCGUUUGUUUCAUUAAUCCUGACAGCGCUGAAGCCGCCGUUAGUGCUAUGAACAAUAAGGAGGUCAAUGGUGCUAAUCUUUACGUCAGCAGAGCACAAAGAAAGGAAGAGCGUCAAGAACUUCUACGCCAACAAUACGAAAAGCAGCGCAACGAGCGAUUGUCUAAGUACGCCCAAGGUACAAAUCUCUACGUUAAAAAUCUCGAUGAUACUGUUGAUGAUGAACGUUUAAAGGAAGCUUUCGGCAAAUAUGGUAAGAUUACUAGUGCAAAAGUUAUGUUGGACCAAAACGGCAAUUCAAAGGGUUUCGGGUUCGUUUGCUUCUCGAACGCGGAUGAGGCAAGGGAAGCUGCAAAGCUUAGUGGGACAUUAAUGGGAUCUAAACCGUUGUAUGUUGCACUGGCUCAACGCCGAGAUGACAGGCGUGCUAAGCUGUUUGCUGAACAUCAGCAGAGGCUUCAGUAUCGUCCAAAUGCUGCCAAUAUUCCUCCCAAUCUCCCUAACUACCUUGGUCAAAUACCAUUCAACGCAACACAUCGCUUUUACCCGGCUAAUGCGGCCAUGGGUUCAUCACCACGAUGGAAUCGCGGAAUGGCUGCUCCCCAGGUUCCAUUGGGACAUCCGGGCAUCGGUGCUGCAUCAGCAUUGAGGCCAAGUCUCGGAUCACCUUACGUUGGCGGCGGUGCCUCUAUGGCUAUGGGCCAAAGUCAAUUAACUGCUCAAAGCAGCCUCAUAAAUCCCCAAUUUCGUGGUCAAACUGGUGCGCGUAACAUAAUGCCAAAUCCUAUGGCCGGUCUCGGGGCCAAUCCAAAUAGUGGACUUGUUGCAGGACAGCAAUAUAGUGCCCAACGUCCUGGUAUGCCAGGUCAAAUGCUAGGUGCUGGUGGCCCUUUGCCACGUCAAACCAUGGCCAAUGUAUCAGCUAACAUUAGGCCUGUUGCACAGUCGGGUGCCCAAGGAAUCUCCGCUGCAGCAGCUAGUGCUAAUGUUCGCUUUAAUCAACCAUCUCGCAGUGGCAUCUCGUCCCAGUCCCAAGCACAGCGCUCUAUUGCUUCCCCAGUACGCGUAGAUCAGUCGGCUCCAUCGGAACAGCAUGAAGGACUUUCUAAUGAUUCUGGAAAAGUUAGUGAGAGCAAUUUAACUGAGGCUGAGCGUCAAUCGUUUGGCGACAAGAUUUAUCAAAAGAUUGUCAAGGAUGAACCUGUUCUUGCUGGUAAACUUACUGGCAUGAUUAUACAAAUGGAUGGAGCGUUCGUUCGCAAAGUUGUCGAAAGUGACAGUGAAUUAGAACAAGCGGUGAAGAAUUGUAAAAUUGCUUUAGCGAAGAAGGAUCGCGAUCAAGGAAAAUCAUCCGAUGGUCGUUCUUCUGAGAAGAACUAA